Molecule: messenger RNA, 2100 nt
Organism: Trematomus bernacchii (emerald rockcod)
Lineage: Eukaryota; Metazoa; Chordata; Actinopteri; Perciformes; Nototheniidae
Product: rho GTPase-activating protein 12-like
Exons: 4
Coding region: 1-471 (156 amino acids)
Biological process (GO): signal transduction; regulation of GTPase activity
Cellular component (GO): cytoplasm
Source: RefSeq, a predicted model, not a curated record
AUGGAGUGCAAGUGGUGGAUCGGGAGGACGGUGUGUCGGCGUUGUUCGACAGCGGUGCGUACAUAUUUUAAAAGACGCCUCAUACAGCUUCGAGUGUUACUGAGACACAGUUCCCUCCGUCACGGAGUGCGAGGGUGUAGGCUGGUUUAUCAACCACACAAGUCAAAUUCUGCUUUAACUGCUGUUACUGAGAGUCCAGACUACAAGCAGCGGGUUCAGUCCAUCAAAGAUCUGGUCCGACAGCUGCCCGUCUGCAACCACGACACCAUGCAGACUCUCUUCAAGCACCUCAGGAAGGUGAUCGAGUACAGCGAGGAGAACCGUAUGACCACUCAGAGCGUGGCCAUUGUGUACGGCCCCACGCUGCUGCGCCCCGAACAGGAGACGUGGAACAUCGCGGUCUACAUGGUGUACCAGAACCAGAUCGUGGAGCUCAUACUGCUGGAGUACGAGAACAUUUUCGGCAGGUAGAGAGAGACGCUGGAGGACGAGCCUCUUGUUUUUCUCUCUCACUCUCCCAACGCAGAGCUCUUCCUAACCCAGCGUGGCCCUGCCGAACACAGCCUGGCUCGGAUCGGCUCGACUCAGCUUCUCUUCAUCUCAAAUUGUAGUCAAUGGCUUUCUCCUCUCGUACAACCUCCGGACCAAAGCUACGCAAAUGUGUCAUAAACCAAACCAUAGAUGUAUCUAACUAGCGACCAAGAAACAGGUUUGCACUUUUCACUAUCUCAUUUUCUCCUGCAGCUGCGCUUGUGCCACUUUACUGCAAUAGUUGACGUCCAAAUGUCCCGACACUGGAUUCCUAAUACAGGGCCAUGAACGCCUCGUCUACUGCACAGAGACCAAAGCAUCAGUUGGCUCGAAGUAAGAAGGAGGCGUCAGUAUUGGAGGUUGGAGGCUGGACUGUAUUGUAUAACCUGUCACCACUCCUGUAAGAACCACACUGGGGAACCAAGAGAAGAAACCUAACUGCUGUGCUUGGCUUUAGACGUUUAGACACUAAGAGAAGCAACGUGGAGAAGAAGGGAUGAUAUGGAACGCUUUUAUUUAGGAAUGAUAUGAACAUUUACUGCCCUUUCCGUACAGUUCUCCCUUUGUCUUUCCUUUUAUUUCAGCAGGAAUGCUUCACCAUCAAAAUGACCACUUGUAUAUCAAAUUACUCGACCCGUGUUUUCUUACGUUUUUGAAGAAGAUGUCGUUUUUCUUGUAUCCCUCUACGGUAGGAAGAAUUCAAAAAACAGUUUGAUGAAUUGACGUAAAUUGGGACGUAUUUUAAACCCUUUAUUUAAAAGCUCUCACAUUUUGUGUAGUAAAGCUCAAUUAUCCUGUCACAUGCUAGUAAUUCCAUUUAUUUAUAAAACCUUACAUUAUAAAAGACAUCAAAGUUUCACAUUUGAGCAUCAUUUGACCCUCCGUGAGACUAGUCAUGUGGAAGUGCUUUAAAUAGUAAGCUCUUAAUGAAGAAUUCAAGAUAACGUGGUGAAUAAUUGUCUUUUUGGAAAAUGGUCAUUCCUUUAAACGUUCCCCUUCUGCCUCUUUCCAUCUCUUUCUUUGUUCUUCUUCCUGUAUUCCUGAAAUACUGGACCAGGGUCCUCUGAACACACGAGAGGUUUCCACUCUGUAAUAUAUCUGCACGCCACCUUCUCCAUUUGGCUUUAUGAACAAAUCACCUUGCAGCAGCCAGAACUUGAACAACAAACAAAUGGUACUCAGCUGUGUCUUUCCUUGACUCAUGGAUAUGAAAUGUUAAGGCCAACCGUCUUUGAACCAUGACUCCAUUGAUACAUCUGAACAGUGUUUAUGUGUGUGCAUGUGGACGAGGGGGGGGUGGAUGAAUGAAUGGACUCAAUGACAAUAUAUUGUACAAAUAGUGAAUAUAAAUAUGUAUGUUUGGAAUGUUAAAGAAUAUGAUAAGAGGGAGAAAUCACUAUUGUUGUGAUCGUUGUGUGACCAACAGAGGAAUAAAGUUCUGAACUGGGGAUGUGGAGGUUUACCUGAGGUUCAGGUAAAUGAAAGAUUGUUUGAAUGUAACUUUGGAGAGUAACUGUUGGCUUUACCAAACUGGAAUAAAGACCUCUGAUAAGAGAUAUUUCCAAAGGA